Pseudonaja textilis is the source of this 1971-nucleotide messenger RNA. It is a transcript of the gene TGIF2, whose product is annotated as TGFB induced factor homeobox 2. NCBI's taxonomy places the organism in Eukaryota, Metazoa, Chordata, Lepidosauria, Squamata, Elapidae. Gene Ontology annotation, molecular function: DNA binding. The record is from RefSeq and is a predicted model, not a curated record. Gene Ontology annotation, biological process: regulation of DNA-templated transcription.
UAGGUAUUAAAAGCACAUCUAACAGCCCCGAGACCCCUCCUCUUGAACGGCCUGCGCGCACACAAAGAAGUCCCAUCUCCUCGGCCGGCCAGGAUCCAGCAGCAUCAGCAACUAGUGUUCGCCUCGGUUGAGGCUUCGGAAGACAAACACUGCCGGGAACGCGGCCAGGAGGGGACGGGGGCGGCGGGAGUGGGAAGCAGAGCAAGACAGAAAAUGAAACCGUCGAGGAAAAGUUUGAACCAAGACAGAUCUGCCAACAGUUCCACAAUGUCCGACAGUGACUUUGGGGAAGACGAUGGGAGCCUUUCUCAGGACCCAUCCCAGCCUGGCAAGAGGAAACGAAGGGGCAAUCUCCCCAAAGAGUCUGUCAAGAUCCUGCGGGAAUGGCUGUAUGAACAUCGGUUCAAUGCAUACCCUUCAGAGCAAGAGAAACUCAGCCUUUCAGGACAGACAAGCCUCUCUGUUCUACAAAUUUGCAAUUGGUUCAUCAAUGCCAGGCGCAGACUUCUCCCUGAUAUGCUGCUAAAGGAUGGCAAAGACCCCAACCAGUUCACCAUUUCUCGCCGAGGCACCAAAGCCAGUGAUGUAGCACUUUCCCGUGGAGCUGCUGCAGGUUCUGGACUCUUGAUGGUGCCUCCUGCUGCUGCCGCUUCUGCAGCCACUACAUCUAAGGUCCUCUCCAUGUCUGUGUGCCCACCUGUGAUCUGCCAGACUUCCCAGCCACUGGCUGGCAACUUGACUGUGACCGGCGACCUAGAGAAACGAUCCAUGCUCCAGCGGAUUGAGCUGGAAUCCCAUACCAAGCAGUCGCAGCUGAGUGCAACAGGCAACACGCUGGCUCUUCUCACCCGGGCAGAAGCCUCCAGUCCCACCAGUGGACUCUUCAACACACCUCCUCCAACACCACCUGAGCUCUUCGGAGAGGACUUCAGCAGCUUCCAGUUGCUGGUGGAAGUGGCUCUGCAAAGAGCAGCUGAGCUUGACUCACAGAAGCUGAGUGGGCAACUGCCUCCAUCGCCACAGAGAGAAUCUUCUCCGGCAAAAAACAAGUAACUUCCUGCAGCCUCCGGUUACCCCUUGGAGGGGCAGCCUUUUCAUUUUUCCAGGGUUUCUUUUCAGUUGGCUUUUGCAGCGAGAGCUCCCAUUAGAAGUUAAUGCUGUGAUACGGUUUCUUGUCAAACCGGGAACCAUUAUGAUGGAAGCCUCCAUUCUCCUCUAUGCUGCCAGCUGACCUUGGAUACAAGGCACCCCCUCCCCCCAUCUCUACAUAAACAUUUCCCUCAAAGGAGGGCACACUACUUCAUCCUUUGGGUUGGCAUCAGGCUAUGGAACCAGUCAGUAUCUCUCUGAAGCUGACCGGAGGAGAUGGUCUGUUCAGGCAGUGGUUCCUGGCUCUACGCUGUUCUUGGAAGGGCUCCAAUCUUGAACAUCUUCUGAGAAGAUGUAGUUGCUGGUUGAUGUUUUUAUAACGCUUGACUCUUUUUUUAAAAAAAAGAUAUGUUGUGGAGGAUUUAGACAAUACUUCUUACCUCCUUCCUGUCCCCUCCCUCUUCCCCAGAUUUCCAAAGCUUACUGACAUGGACUAGGAUGAGAAAUCAGUCCAAAGCAAUUUCUCAGAAACAAAUACUCCCCCCCCCCUUCCCUUUUGAUAACUGAAGACAAGCAAAGAGCUAUUUCACCACCCUCGGCUUUUUUUUAAAUACCGUACAUACUUUUAAUUUUAAUUUCCGGUGGGCGGGGUGUUUAUGUUCCCCUCUCAUUUUCUUUUAAAGCUGUACCAUGUUGUAGCCUAUUGUUGAAUUGGUGUGAAUAUGUGGCUGGUCCUUAACAUCACACCUGAUGGGAGUCUCCCAUAAGUAACAAAAGAAUCUUUAAAGAUUGUGGCGUUCUUCUUUCUUUCCGUUGGACAGGAAGAACAGCUGAGCAUCACCUUGUGAAUAUGGUGCCAGUAAAAGAAACUAAAAAAGCAUU